CAAAUUCUUUGAAUCCUUCCCUUUAAAUCACUCCUCUCCUAUUCACCACUUUUACACCUCUAAAUCUCAUUUCGCCCUCUCUAUCUGUCUCUCUCUCUCUCUCUCUAGGGUUUCUUGGAGAUCUUUCCCAGUCUGGUUCUUCAAAAAACCCUAUUCUCUAGAUCUCAGUAAAAAAGAUGACUACUGCUACCAUCAACCAUCAUCAGUAUUCUGAAACUCAAGAUAAUACACCUUCUGCAAUGGCGGCUCCUACAACUACUGUUACGGCUGCUUCUUCUAAACAACCUGUUUCUUUAACCAAGACUGUCGAUACACAAUCUGUUCUCAAAAGGUUGCAAUCUGAACUGAUGUCUUUAAUGAUGAGUGGAGCUCCAGGGAUAUCUGCUUUCCCGGAGGAAGACAACAUAUUCAUUUGGAAAGGAACAAUUUGUGGAAGCAAGGACACUGCAUUCGAAGGGACCGAAUACAAACUCUCUCUUCAAUUCCCUGUUGAUUACCCAUUCAAAUCUCCCAAAGUGAAAUUUGAAACAAUGUGUUUUCAUCCUAAUGUGGAUAUGUGUGGGAACAUUUGUUUGGACAUAUUACAGGAUAAAUGGUCAUCUGCAUAUGAUGUGAGAACAAUACUGCUAUCUAUCCAAAGUCUGCUUGGAGAACCAAACACAAGUUCACCUCUCAACACUCAAGCAGCAGCACUUUGGACAAAUCAAGAAGAAUACAGGAAGAUGGUGCUGAAGACAUACAAACCACCUUCUGCUUAGCUUUCACAUGGAGGGAUUGUGCAGAAUAUAGGAAGAUGGUGCCGAAGACAUAAAAAUCACCUGCUAAUUAGCUUUUCAUGUGGAGGGAUUGUGCGCAGAAUAUAUGGUGCUGAAGACAUAUUCCACCUGCUACGUAGCUUUUCAUAUGGAGGGAUCUUUUAGCAGUUUGGAUUAUGCUGCAUUGCCCUUUUUGUUUCUUCUCUCAAACAUUCCAUUUUCAUUUUUCCCUGUGUGUAAGAGUGUACUGAGUUCACAUUUAUAAAAGAAAGUCAGUUUAUUUUACUGAUCAGCAAUUGGGUAA
This is a messenger RNA of Papaver somniferum (opium poppy), 1059 nucleotides long. RefSeq names its product ubiquitin-conjugating enzyme E2 20-like. Lineage: Eukaryota; Viridiplantae; Streptophyta; Magnoliopsida; Ranunculales; Papaveraceae. The transcript has 6 exons. Bases 177 to 758 code for a protein of 193 amino acids. The record is from RefSeq and is a predicted model, not a curated record.